This is a messenger RNA of Pangasianodon hypophthalmus (striped catfish), 1052 nucleotides long. RefSeq names its product proteasome subunit beta type-8. NCBI's taxonomy places the organism in Eukaryota, Metazoa, Chordata, Actinopteri, Siluriformes, Pangasiidae. Gene Ontology annotation, molecular function: threonine-type endopeptidase activity. Bases 133 to 957 code for a protein of 274 amino acids. Gene Ontology annotation, cellular component: proteasome core complex. The record is from RefSeq and is a predicted model, not a curated record. The transcript is spliced from 7 exons.
GAUGUUAAAGAAGUCACAGCGCCACCUGCAGGCAGGAAGUCUUCCUGAACACUGAUGAGGUGACAAGACCAGCGCUUUCACUGGACAGGAAUUUGCUUUUUUUUAUUCAUUAUUCAUCGUUUUAAACAGAGCAUGGCCCUUUUGGAAGUGAGUGGAUCCUCGUCUCAUUCCGGACUCGGCUCUCAGUUCGCCUCAAACCGGAUGCAGUUUGUUGAUCGACUGAGCCACUACAGCUUUGGGACAAAAUGUCAGGAAUUUGCUGUACCAGUUGGGGUUGAUCCGUCAGCCUUUCUGAAAUCAUGUAGUUGUGAUGAUGGGAUAUCAAUAGACUUGAACCACGGCACCACGACACUGGCUUUUAAGUUCCGCCAUGGCGUCAUUGUAGCCGUCGACUCCAGGGCCUCAGCUGGACGCUAUAUUGCUUCAAAGGAGGCGAAUAAGGUGAUCGAGAUCAACCCUUACCUGCUGGGCACCAUGUCUGGUAGUGCAGCAGACUGUCAGUAUUGGGAGAGGCUUCUGGCUAAGGAGUGCAGGCUUUACCAGCUCCGUAACAAACAGAGGAUCUCAGUGUCUGCAGCUUCUAAGCUGCUGUCCAACAUGAUGCUUGGUUAUAGAGGCAUGGGCCUGUCUAUGGGUAGCAUGAUCUGUGGCUGGGACAAGAAGGGUCCUGGUCUGUAUUAUGUCGAUGACAACGGAACACGUCUCUCAGGGAAGAUGUUUUCCACGGGCUGUGGGAACAGCUAUGCAUAUGGGGUGAUAGACAGUGGCUACCAUGAGGAUAUGACUGUGGAAGAGGCUUAUGAGCUUGGCCGCCGUGGUAUUGCUCACGCCACACACAGAGACGCCUACUCUGGUGGAGUUGUGAACCUCUAUCACAUGAAGGAGGACGGUUGGAUUAAGGUGUGCAAGGAGGACGUAUCAGAUCUAAUCCAUCAGUACAGGAAGGGAAUGUUCUGAACCCACAGAUUAUUUUAUACUCACACACUAAUACUGUAUCUGACACAAUUCAUUAAUGGAAAAUAAAGCUGGCUUUCAAACCAAACACUAAAUGA